AUGUAUCAGCUGACCAGGUUUGAAAUCACAGAGCCAUGGGGGACUGGAAUCUGCUGGGGAAGCUCCUCGAGAAGGCCCAGGAGCACUCAACGGUGCGCGGCCACAGAGAAGGUGUGGGGAGACGAGAUGUCCGGCUUCACCUGCGACACUAAGCAGCCCGGUUGUCAGAACGUGUGCUACGACUACACCUUCCCCAUCUCGCACAUCCGCUUCUGGGUGCUGCAGAUCAUCUUCGUGUCCACGCCCACCCUCGUCUACCUGGGACACAUCCUUCACCUGGUGAGGAUGGAGGAGAAGCAGAAGGAGAAAGACAGGCUAAUCCAGCUGCUCCAUCCAGACGAGCGGGCCCUCCUCUCGGAUACAAAGCACAAAAAGCCGCUGGUGAAAGACGAUAAGGGGCGAGUGCGCAUCCAGGGGGAGCUGCUGCGCACAUACGUCUUUAAUGGAAUCACAUACAGGAGAAACAAGGAGCUGCGACAAAUGUGCCUAGAGCACGGUGAAACCACUGUGCCGAUCGUCCCCAGUUACGAAGACUACUUCGGCGGGCAAGCUCCGGUUCAGCCCGCGUUCCCCCCAAGCUACGCCCUUUCCUCCCCAAUUACAGACGCCACGGACUCCUCGUUCAAUCCCUACCACAACAAAACUGCGUACAAGCAGAAUAAGGACAACAUGGCGGUGGAGAGGAGCAGCACCAGCAAAUUAGAGGAAUGCGACCUGAAAGGCAAGAAGGGAACAGGUUCAGCCCCGGGGUCGCCCACGCAGGCUAGGCCAGGGCGUAGCACCAAACACAGCAGCAACAAGACCAGAAUAGACGAUCUAAAGAUAUGA
Knipowitschia caucasica is the source of this 828-nucleotide messenger RNA. NCBI's taxonomy places the organism in Eukaryota, Metazoa, Chordata, Actinopteri, Gobiiformes, Gobiidae. The record is from the annotation of a GenBank genome assembly.